Molecule: messenger RNA, 2325 nt
Organism: Harmonia axyridis
Lineage: Eukaryota; Metazoa; Arthropoda; Insecta; Coleoptera; Coccinellidae
Gene: MFS16
Product: glucose-6-phosphate exchanger SLC37A2
Exons: 12
Coding region: 228-1868 (546 amino acids)
Biological process (GO): transmembrane transport
Cellular component (GO): membrane
Molecular function (GO): transmembrane transporter activity
Source: RefSeq, a predicted model, not a curated record
CGUUCGCUGUUCAUAUAUAAACAUUCUUCACCUAAUGCCCUGUCACAUCAGUGGCAACCUAGAGAAGAGUAAGAUCUGUUGCUGCUUUGCAGCUUGUUAGUUUUAUAUUUUCUACUUCAUAAUUUCCAUGAUCAAAUGGAUAUAAUAUAAAUAUCAAAAUUGGAGCCGCAUUUCCAGACGAUUAAAUACACAAGCGAUAAUAUUCCUUCUCUGAAUCAUCAAACAUCAUGACAGGACGUGUACGUACAAGAGAUGUUCCUUGGGGAAUUCGAUUUCUACAGAAUUUAACCGAUAAAUGUUCUAUUAGCUGUAAUGCCUAUUAUAGGGAAUUUGGAUAUAAAGCUUUAAUAGCUGCUCUCACCUUUGCUGCAUAUACAUGUUUCCAUAUGUGUCGAAAACCUUUGUCAGUUGUUAAAGCUGUUUUACAUCGUAAUUGUAGUGCAUUAACUCCUCCAGGAGAUAUACCUAUCUACGAUAAUGCUACCUGGUGUGAUUGGGCUCCUUUCAAUGGAACUGAUGCGAGCUCUUCUCAAAUGCUGGGAGAAUUAGAUUCGGCUUUCCUUUUUUCAUAUGCUUUUUCCAUGUUUGUAUCUGGCUUCAUCGCAGAAAGAGUAAAUUUGAGGUAUUUUCUUAGUUUGGGAAUGCUGCUCUCUGGAAUUUUUAGUUACAUGUUUGGAAUGGGAAAAAUCCUAAACAUUCAUGUAUUGAGCUUUUAUUUGACCUCUCAAAUAUUUGCGGGUAUAGUACAGACAUCUGGCUGGCCAGGAGUAGUUACAGUAAUGGGAAAUUGGUUUGGAAAUUCCAAAAAAGGAUUUUUAUUUGGAGUAUGGAACUGCCAUACAAGUAUAGGAAACAUUCUCGGAACAUUGAUAGCGGCUGCAUUUGUCGAACAUAACUGGGCAUAUUCAUUUAUAGUACCAGGAGCUAUAAUGGGAUUAGUGGGCUUCAUCCUUUUCCUUUUUUUAGUUGCCACUCCUGAAGACGUUGGUAUUGUUAGCAGUGAUGUUGAAAAUCAGAAACCUGAAAAGAGAAUGGUCAGUCAGGUAGCCAAUGAUAGUUCAUCUGGUUUUGACUCUGAAGUUGACGACACCGAAAUUAUAAUUGGGGAACAGGCUGUUCUGAGUAGAAAUGCUCAUUACUUGACGCAAUAUGAUGUAGAAGUGCAACGCAGGUUGACAGAGAGAAGUUUAUUGAUUCCAACUGGAUCAGAACAGGAGAAAGAAGUAGCAAUAGGAUUUUUUGGUGCUCUCACUAUUCCAGGAGUUAUAGAGUUUUCUCUUUGUUUAUUCUUCGCUAAACUUGUUAGUUAUACCUUCUUAUAUUGGCUACCACUAUAUGUCAAUUCAUCAACCACUCUGGGAGUAUCCGCAAGUGCUGAUCUUUCUACAUUAUUUGAUGUUGGCGGAAUGAUGGGUGGAAUAGCUGCUGGUGUCUUAAGUGAUAAUACAGGAAUGUCUGCAACAGUAUGCACUGGGAUGUUGACAAUUGCUGCGCCCUUUAUGCUGUUGUAUCAAAGUCUUGGUGCAAUGAGCUUGGGAACAAAUGUUAUUCUUUUGCUCAUUGUAGGUGGACUUGUUAAUGGUCCAUAUGCUUUGAUUACCACAGUAGUUUCAACAGAACUUGGUACACAUUCUAGUUUGGAGGGAAAUUCAAAGGCUUUGGCUACAGUGACUGCUAUUAUUGACGGUACUGGAUCUAUAGGUGCUGCUAUAGGGCCUCUACUCGCAGGAUUUGUAUCCAAUUACGGUUGGCAAAAUGUGUUUUACAUGCUAAUAGUUUCAGACAUACUAGCCCUUCUACUUUUAUCAAGGUUGACCAAAAAUGAAAUAUUAAAAUCUAGAUUAGUACGUAGAAGAUUUUCAGACUAAAUACUGUGAUACAUUGACUUGAAAGUACAAAAUUCGAUGGAAAUUUUAGAUUAUUUUUUACAUUUGGGUCGAAGUUAUUGUAUAUUUGAAUUUCACUCAGACACAAUAAUUGAGAGAUUAGAAAAGUCCAUAUGUAUAUAAAAGAGUGAUUUUCCAAGUUGAUGAGGGGGACUUAUGAUAAUAUAAAAUUAUUCGACUGUAUUUUAAGCAGUGAUGAAAUUUUUCUAGUAGCAGAUAGAUUGAUUUUUAUACUUCUGACUUGGAUAUAUCAAAUUACAUAUGUAUGUAUUACAUAUUCAUUUAUAAUUAUUGUUAGUAUGGAUAUACUAUAACUAAAAUUCCAGUCACAUCUUAUUAAUUUAUAGUUGAUGAAUUCAAUUGUGUUCAUUUAAUUUUAGCUUAUUAUACCUAAACUUUUGUGCAUGUUUAUCUGAGUAAAUAAAACAUGAAGAAAAAA